Messenger RNA from Rotaria sp. Silwood1, 1839 nucleotides. The record is from the annotation of a GenBank genome assembly. NCBI's taxonomy places the organism in Eukaryota, Metazoa, Rotifera, Eurotatoria, Philodinida, Philodinidae.
AUGUCUUCAACAAAUAAUGAAUAUAUAGCUCGAUUUCUAAGAGAAUUAAAAUGUGGUUCAAUAUUAACAAAAAGAAAACGUAAUGGAGAAAAGUAUUCCCGUCACUUCUUUCUUGAUGAACAUGAAUAUUUUAUAUCUUAUCAUCAAUCAGAAAAAGUGUUUGCACAACCAAAUCGUUAUUAUAUUCAUAAAAUGGAUGAAAUUCGUCCUGGUUUGCAAACUCGAACAUUUGAUCGACUUUUUAGACAUAAAAUUGUCGAACAAGAUGAUCAAACAAUAAUAAAAUAUCAAUCAAAUGAAUCUAUAUCUGAUUAUUCACUUGUUUCAAUUACUGACCGCAAACAAGUACAAAAAUUAAUCGAUGAAUUUGAAACAGAUGCCGAAUUACAAGAAAAUGGUCAACUUAGUCUCAAUGGCUUUCGAAACUUAUUAUUGUCUGACGAUUUUUCUCUGAUAAAACCAUGGUGUUCUCGUCAUAUUUAUCAAGAUAUGACAAGACCAUUGAGUGAUUAUUAUAUUAACACAUCACAUAAUACCUAUCUAUUUAAUAAUCAAAUAUUAGGAGAUAGUAAUCCUGAAGCAUACAAUCGAGCAUUAUGUGCAGGUUGUCGUGCAGUUGAAAUUGAUUGUUAUGAUGGUGCUAAUGGUCGACCAAUAGUUAAACAUGGCUAUACACUUGUAAAACCAUGUUUAUUUGAAUCUAUUAUUCGUUUUAUAGAACCAAAUCUUUUCAAAACAUCACCAUAUCCAGUUAUACUUGAUCUUGAAAAUCAUUGUUCAAUAGAACAACAACAUGAAAUGGCUCGUAUUCUACGACAAGUUUUCGGCGAUCGAUUAAUUACUGAACUUCUAUCUACACAUGAUUCAUUAGUAUUACCAUCACCAGAAGAUCUGAAAUAUAAAGUUCUUAUUCGAGGUGUAAAAAUACCAAGACCAACAACAAUUAGUAAAUUAUUCGAAAUAGGAGAAAUCGAUUAUGAUAAUAAUUUUUUCAAUCCACAAAGUAAAAUCAUUGAACAUCAUUUUGCUGAACUUAUUUAUUUUCAAAAUGUGUCCUAUCUUCAAUAUCAAAAUGAAAAAGAUAAUUGUUCAUGUUGUCAUUCACCAAAUCUUGCUGAAAAACAUUUUAAUCGAAUAUCACAAAACGAUUCAAUAGAUUUAAUUAAACAAACAACAAAAAGUUCAUUUCGAAUGUAUCCAGAUGGUUUUAGACAAGAUUCAAGUAAUCCUAAUCCAAUAAAUGCUUGGAAUUUCGGUAUUCAGAUGGUUGCAUUAAAUUUUCAAAAUGACGAUUUAAUGAUGUCAUUAUCUUAUGGAAAAUUUAUCGAUAAUGGUGGAUGUGGUUAUGUAUUGAAACCAAAAUAUUUAAUUAAUGUACAUGAAUAUCAAUUUAAUCCAUUUAAUUAUUUUAAAAAACCAUCUAUAUUACCAGUUAAUCUAUUUGAAUGUCCUCAACGUUUAACGAUAAUUAUAAUUAGUGGUCAAUUUUUAUCUCGAUCAAGUGAAACAACAAGAGAUAUUCCAGAUCCAUAUGUUGUUGUAUCAACACAUGGAAUGCCAUGUGAUCAACAAUCACAAAGAACAAAAUUCAUAGAAAAUAAUGGAUUUGAUCCAUUAUGGAAUGAAACAUUUCAAUUUGAUAUUUAUUUUCCACAAAUGUGUCUUGUUCGUUUUGAUGUUUAUGAUUAUGAUGUAUUUACAAGAGAUGAUAGACUUACUUAUUUUUGUUUACCAAUGACAACUAUGCAAACAGGAUAUCGUCAUGUUCAUUUGAGAGCUAAAAAUAAUAAUCUAACUUAUUCAACUUUGUUCAUACAUGUUUCUAUUGAAAAUCAUUAA